AUAUUCCGGCUGCCGACAUCCGGCCCGAGUUCGCAGAAGGGGAAACGGAUGACUCGCCUGCUGCGUUGAGGUUGAACCCUGCAGACCGAACCCUCUCCGAGGGGCCGAUUCAGGAGCGACUCGAACCCCGACAAGGAGCGACUUUGACCGGCGAGGACGACGACACGACGGCGCCGGGCUCCACGAGCUGGUUGUGACGUCACGUUUUGAGCUGCUGAUGCAGUGAUGACAUCGACCUCCACAGAGCGAGUCCCCAUCCACUAAACCGUCCUGCACCAAUGACCCGCCUCCUCUGACGCCACCUUCUGUUGACCAGUGGGCGGGGCUGGCCCGGCUCAGGGUAGUGGUGGUGUUGGGUGGUGGUGUUGGGUGCGUGGCCAAAGAUGGACAGCCGAUGCAGCAGCAGCGCCGAUUCCCGGCUGACCGGCAGGGGGAUGGGCUCCAUCAACACCUACCCGAGGGUGGAGUCGUGCGAAGCCGGGGAGAAGAAGUGCAUCUCGGACGUGAGGAGGACCUUCUGCCUCUUCGUCACCUUUGACUUCCUGUUCAUCACCAUGCUCUGGAUCAUAGAGCUCAAUGUGAACGGCGGCAUUCAGAAGCAGCUGGAGAAAGAAGUCCUGCACUACAACUACCGCGCCUCCUUCUUCGACAUCUUUCUCCUGGCGGUGUUCCGGUUCGCCUCUCUCAUCCUGGCCUACGCAGUCUGUAAGCUCCGUCACUGGUGGGCCAUCGCAAUCACGACUGCAGUCAGCUGUGCUUUCUUGAUUGUUAAAGUCAUUUUAUCAAAGCUGCUGUCUCAGGGGGCCUUCGGGUACCUGCUGCCCAUCAUCUCCUUCGUGUUGGCCUGGAUAGAAACUUGGCUGCUCGACUUCAAGGUUCUGCCUCAGGAGGCCGAGGACGAAAACAGAUAUCAGUCCAUCGUGGAGGCCGCCGAUCGAGCGCCUCUCAUGUGUCCGGGUCCUUUAUCCGACGGGCAGUUCUACUCGCCUCCGGAGUCCGUGGCAGACUCCGACGACGACCUGGAUGACAAACACGAGCCAGAAAAAGGGCUCAUUCAGCAGGUGAUCUAGCGGGAUCUCCACUUCCCUUCCUGCUCCUAUUGUGCUACUUGAGGAGGAAAUGCUGCCUUACACAUUCUGCCAAAAAAAACAAGUCUUUGUAUAAUCAUUCAUCGCCACGAAUGCACCGCUGUUUCUGAAAAUCGGCCUUUCUGCAUGUGCACCCGGGACGGCGCCGCUCAAAAAGCAACUUCCGUAUCACGACCUGUUGACUUUCUGGGUUUCUGUUCUCCUCACGUUUUAAUAAACUCUGGAGCGCCGAGGAGAAGUGAUAUUCAUGGAUAUUACACCGAGAAGAAGAAUGUGAUUUGUUGUAUUUCAGCGUCGGCCCAGUAAAGUGUUUUUAACAAAAAACCUUCGAACAAACAAAACGUUUAUUAUUCUUUCUCGACGUAAUUGAUGCCUUUUUUUUUUUAUUUGAUUUGCUGAUAAUUUUUCACCCGCUUGGGUUCAGUCACUGUAAAGGAAUAUGUUGUUGUUGUUGUUGUUGUUGUUGUUGUUCAGCUAGUGUCACCGCUAAUGGACGACGCUCGAAGCAAACGAGAGGAGUAAUAUUUCAUAUUUAACUGCCGUUUAAUAACUGAGAAGCGGCUUGCGCGAAAAAUCAUUACGGCGUCGAGAUUUGAAGAACAUCAUCUGCGAAGUAUUAUUUGACUUUAAUGCUGAACGAGCACUUCAACGUGAAGCUCGAGCUGCUCUGUAGCGACUGUACACACUGAGCCCCAAAAAAAGCUGCUAUGGAACGCAGUCGGAGCUCAAGGUAUGAUCAAUAAAUGAAAAUACAUGUGCGUAUCUUCAUGCAUGCCAUUGCGAGCCGAGUGGAUUUGUUUUUAUGAAAAGCUUGUCUAACAUGGAAUCAUUAAAAUGUGAAAUCUUG
This is a messenger RNA of Cyclopterus lumpus (lumpfish), 1935 nucleotides long. It is a transcript of the gene stard3nl, whose product is annotated as STARD3 N-terminal like. The coding region runs from base 384 to 1070 and encodes 228 amino acids. The transcript is spliced from 9 exons. Lineage: Eukaryota; Metazoa; Chordata; Actinopteri; Perciformes; Cyclopteridae. The record is from RefSeq and is a predicted model, not a curated record.